AGAAGUAUUCUCUCUUUCUCACUCACAGACACACACACACACGCAUUUCGUCAAUGGCGAGGAUGAACUCUGUGGAAGAGAUCUCCGAAGAAGUUUCUCGAAAGGACUUUCCUUCCAACUUCGUCUUCGGAGUCGCCACUUCGGCUUAUCAGGUUGAAGGUGCAAGUAAGGAGGGAAACAGGGGUGAUAGUAUUUGGGAUGUUUUUGCGCAUACAGAAGGGAAAAUCAAAGAUGGAAGCAACGGAGAUAUUGCGGUUGAUCAGUAUCAUCGUUAUAAGGAAGAUAUUGAUCUUAUGGCCAAGUUGGGAUUUGGUGCUUAUCGUUUUUCCAUAUCAUGGUCUCGUAUCUUCCCUGAUGGUUUGGGAACAAAAGUCAAUGAAGAAGGAAUUGCCUACUACAACAAUGUCAUUAAUGCUUUACUUGAAAAAGGCAUCCAGCCCUACAUAACAUUGUACCAUUGGGAUCUUCCUUCAAAUCUUCAUGAGUCAAUAGGAGGAUGGUUAAAUGAGAAAAUUGUAAAACUCUUCACAAGCUAUGCAGAAACUUGCUUUGUAAGUUUUGGAGACAGAGUAAAGCACUGGGUCACAUUAAAUGAGCCUCUUCAAACUGCUGUGAAUGGAUAUGGUGUUGGGAUAUUUGCUCCAGGAAGAUCUGAAAAUUCAUCAACUGAACCAUAUUUGGCUGCACACUACCAGCUCUUGGCUCAUGCUGCAGCUGUUUCUGUAUACCGAAAGAAAUUUAAGGCUCAGCAAGGUGGUGAAAUAGGCUUAGUGGUUGAUUGUGAAUGGGCAGAGGCUUUUUCAGAUAAAAUGGAAGAUAAAAUUGCUACAGCCAGGCGCCUUGAUUUUCAGAUUGGAUGGUUUCUGGAUCCAAUAUUCUAUGGAGACUAUCCUCAAGCAAUGCGUGAGAGACUAGGAGAUCGGCUUCCUAAGUUCUCAGAGGAAGAGAAGGAGAUGCUUAAGAACUCAGUUGACUUUGUGGGUCUUAAUCACUAUACAUCAAGAUAUAUAAUUCACGUCUCAAAGAACCUCGAACAUAAUGACUUCUACCAAGAUCAAGAGAUGCAAAGAAUAGCUGAAUGGGAAGAGGGCCAAGUAAUUGGUGAGAAGGCGGCAUCAGUGUGGCUUUACAUAGUCCCUUGGGGAAUCAAGAAACUACUUAAGUACGUAGCAGAGAGAUACCAGAAUCCUCCCAUUUAUGUCACUGAGAACGGCAUGGAUGAUGAAGCUGAUGUGACAUCUUCACUUCAUGAAAUGCUGGAUGAUAAAAUGAGAGUUGGUUAUUUUAAGGGAUACCUAGCUGCUGUUGCUCAAGCAAUCAGGUGCGUACCAUCAUAA
Telopea speciosissima is the source of this 1337-nucleotide messenger RNA. Its product is annotated as beta-glucosidase 42. NCBI's taxonomy places the organism in Eukaryota, Viridiplantae, Streptophyta, Magnoliopsida, Proteales, Proteaceae. Gene Ontology annotation, biological process: carbohydrate metabolic process. The record is from RefSeq and is a predicted model, not a curated record. The transcript has 12 exons. Gene Ontology annotation, molecular function: beta-glucosidase activity. The coding region runs from base 54 to 1337 and encodes 427 amino acids.